GUACAUUAUUGAUGUCAAAUGGUCCAAACAAUGGAAAAGUUAUGUUGGUUAUGAGAGCUGGGACAACUAUAAUGUAGGCGAGGAAUCAGCUCAUCCAGGACCUAUAGACAAUACCCCUAUUUUACAAGAAGGAACGGGUAAAUUGAAAGAACAUUUGAUAGAUGAUUUAGAUUAUAAACUUGUUCCUGAGGAAUGUUGGGAAAUGUUGCUGUCUUGGUAUGGAAUAUUGGGAGGACAGGAACCAUUACCAAGAAAAGUGAUAGAAGAAGGUGUUUAUAGUAAAUCGUUGAAAGUGGAAGUUUACUUGUGGCAUCUAAAGAUUUGUGAUAACUCUAAACCAGAUGAUGUCAUUACAAAAACUUUCAGCAGAGGUGAUACAAUCCGAAACCUUGAAGAAGUAAUGCGUAGUGAAUUUAGCAUAUCCAAUGAUAAAGAAGUCCGGUUAUGGAAUAGGUAUAUGACAAACAUGUACGAACAGUUGAAGAACAAAGACAAUACGUUAAUGGAAGCAGGGUUAUAUCUGAAUCAAGUAAUCUUGAUAGAGCAGAAAAAUCCCGACGGAACAUGGCCUAGAGAAAUUAAAAAAAAAGAUUAAAUAAAAAAGUAACUUAAGUAACGUGUAUGGUUUUAAAGUUGAUAGAUUUUGUAUAACACAAUGAACAGAAUGUGGUUUAAGUACGGUUGGUUCUUAAAAAAAUGAAAAUGGAAAUUUAGCUAAAGAAACGAUACUCAUUACAACUAUAAAACAUCAGGUUAACAAAUGCAUUUGCACAACGUUUCUGUGCAUGCAUUUCAUUUAAAUACUUUAUAGAUGAAAAACUAUUUUAUUUAUUAGAGUAGAGCACUGUCAGUAACAUUUUCAUGUUUCUUUUGUUUUUUGUUUUGUUUUUAAAUUGGUUAAAUAAGAUACUUUCGUAACUUUCUUUGAUUGUUUUACUUGUACCUGUAUAUAUGCAAAUACGAUGUACUAAUUUUGUCACAUAUAUGCUAUGGUAUUUAUGUUUUAGUCUAUGCCACAGUGCUCAAUACAUGUAUAUGCAAAGACUGAAUAAACGUUCUGUUUUGAUUAAAAUAUAAAAUAAACAUGUAACACUUGCACCUUUAUAUUGCCCGAUGCAUCUUUCAGCUCUGAAGACAUUUUGGUAUAUAUAUAAUUAUAUAAGAAUUGUCGUUUUGCACUCGGAUAUUAACCAUUGUUACGAAAGCAUUUUUACCAGUCUAAUUGAACUCAUUUUAAAAGAUAUUCAGAACCUUGUUAUUUCAAGAUUCCUUAUAAUGUAUCAUUAUAAAUUGUGUUGUACAUGUUUUAGGUGUACAUUUCUUAAAGAUGUUAAUGCUUUCUUUGAUCCCACCUGUCAUACUGACACAAUUUAAUAUACAUGAACUAUGAUCUACAUCUUUUGUGUCAAUAGUGAAGUGAAAUAUGUGGAUAAAUAUAAUCAAUAUAGUUAAUCAAUAUUAACGAUAUAAUCAUAUUUGUUCUGCAUAGCGUUAUGUAGAUUAAAUACCUAGGUACAAGUAUAUAUGUCAACUUUUUACUUAUGUUAGCUAAGCACAUGUGUAUUUUUAUUUAUUCAUCUAUUUCAACAUUUUGUUUUGGUUAAUAUUGAAUCGAAAUUCAAUACAUUUACCUUAACUUGUGUGAUUUAAAUAAGUGAAAUACAAACAUUAAUGUAUAUUAUAUUUGUAUAGUUUGUCGUCCACUGUAUUCUGUAAUGUUUACAAUUUCAUUACAAUAAUAAUGUAUAUGUUCAUUAUUCUUUAUGUUGUUAUAACCUGUAGACAUCAAGGAACGCCAAGGGAAGAAAAAACGAAUGCCAUAAAUGUACCAUAGAUGUAACAUAAAAACAGUUUUAGUAAAAUAUUCCUCCAAAUAUGUCCAAAAGUUAUAACUUAAGGAAACAAUUUGUAACACCAUAUUUCCGUUGAUGGCCUUUUAUUAAACUUCGAAUUAUUCAAUCAAUUAAUCAAAAUGUUGUUUUGUAUGAUUUUUCUGUAAAUUAGUAUGCACAUUGUUAUUCCACGUUUAUCACAUGUUCAUGUAUAUUGGCUAUAUGUAUGCUCAUGUUAUUUUAUGACAAAUAAAGAUUUUGUUAUGUAUAUUGUUUUCAUGGGCUUAUCAGCUUUAUUUGAUUCAAAUAAAUGUCUGUGAAAUGUAGUCAACGAAAAAAAUAUAGAUCUAUAUGUAGAGAGUUGCAUAAAUAUUUUUUUCCAUAUAUAUAAGCUUGCCAAUGUCAAGGUUUAAUUGUGACGUUUAUAGGUAAGAUCUAAAACUGAAACUGACAGAAACCAUUUAAGCUCACCAGAACGGAAGGUUCAGGGUGAGCUAUGAGUAUCAAAGGGGGAUGCUCCGGCGUCCGUCGUCAUGCGUCAACAAUCAUCUUUUUCUCUGAAACUGCUGGGCAAAUCUACUUCAAAUUUGGUCUGUAGCAUAAUUAUGACAGUCGCACUUUAAUUCGCUUAUAUCAUUUCAAUUCGCCCGUUUUAGGUGCCAACAGAGCUAAAAAUAGAAAAACCUUAGAACUAAUUGAUGGAUGAUCACCAAAUUUUGUCUGUAGCAUUCUUAGAUAAUCUGUUAUCAAAUUUGUUCAAAUUUAUUUUAUCCGCUCAUAUCAUUUCAAUUUGCCCCUUUUAGGUGCAGAGCUAAAAUGGAAUUUUUUUAAACAUCUCCUACUAAACUAAUUGAUGGAAUGAUAACCAAACUUUGUCUAUAGCAUUCUUAUGUAGUCUUUUAUCAAAUUUGCUAAUAUUAAUUUGAUAUGCCUCUUUUAGGGGUCGCUUAAGCUCAAAAUAGAAACAGCUUUUCUAUGUUUCUCUUCUUCUUUUGAAUUUAUUGAUUGAUGAAUGAUCGCCAAACUUUGUC
Ruditapes philippinarum (Manila clam) is the source of this 2863-nucleotide messenger RNA. Its product is annotated as ubiquitin carboxyl-terminal hydrolase 15-like. The record is from RefSeq and is a predicted model, not a curated record. Gene Ontology annotation, molecular function: cysteine-type deubiquitinase activity. NCBI's taxonomy places the organism in Eukaryota, Metazoa, Mollusca, Bivalvia, Venerida, Veneridae.